Messenger RNA from Megalopta genalis, 1719 nucleotides. RefSeq names its product acyl-CoA Delta-9 desaturase. Lineage: Eukaryota; Metazoa; Arthropoda; Insecta; Hymenoptera; Halictidae. The record is from RefSeq and is a predicted model, not a curated record. Gene Ontology annotation, molecular function: iron ion binding; stearoyl-CoA 9-desaturase activity. Gene Ontology annotation, cellular component: endoplasmic reticulum membrane. Gene Ontology annotation, biological process: unsaturated fatty acid biosynthetic process.
UCCUUUAACUUCCCGAAUCGGUCGGGGACAUCCACUCGUCGUCGUCGUCGUUGCCCGCGAGUUCCGCAAUUUUUACCGAAAGUCUACGAUAUACUGAUACGUGUUGUGCGUUCCUUUAUUUUGCACCGUCGACGAGCACCGACCGACGAAUUGUUUCGCGAAAAUGGCCACCGAAACGAGCCAAGAGCAGGACCUCCAAAAGCACAAGGAGAACGGCGAGGUCACGUACGAGGUUAGAGAACUCAUAGAAGGGGCGCCCUAUGGCACCGACAUGACCUACAAGCACAAAGUGUUGUGGCGUAUCGUCGCCCUUUACGUUUGGUUCCACACCGGGUGGGUGAUCGGCGCCUACACCGCGUUUUUCCAUGCCAAAUGGGCUACUUUGGCCUGGGCGUUCGUCUGGCUAGUUGUCGCGCUCAUCGGAGAAGGGAUAGUCUCGCAUCGGUAUUACAGCCACAACGCUUUCAAAGCGACGCCACUUCUCAGGGUGAUCCUCCUCUUCUGCCAGACCUUGUCCGGCCAGAACAGCGCGUUGACAUGGGCGAAGGACCACAUCAUGCACCACAAGUACAGCGACACGGACAUGGAUCCGCAUAACUCGAAUCGCGGAUUCUUCUUCGCUCACGUGGGCUGGCUGAUGAUGGAGAAACACCCGAUGCUGCUGCAGAAGGAGAGCGAGAUGGACUUCUCCCGGUUCGAACAGGACAAACUGUUGAUGUUCCAGCACAAGUACUUUCUGCCCCUUUACCUCGUGUGCGCGAUAAUGAUGCCCGUGUCGGCGGCGAUGUACUUUUGGAACGAAACGUUCUGGAACGCUUUCUUCGCUGGUUACAUGUUCCCAUAUGUGUUCGUCUUGCACGCGACUUGGUCUAUCAAUUCGUUCGCCCAUACGAUCGGCUCCCGGCCCUACGACACGAGGAUCGCGGCGAGGGAGUCUUGGGUGACGAUUCUGGCCACGCUCGGCGACGGAUUCCACAAUUUCCAUCACGCUUUCCCGUGGGACUAUCGCAUGACGGACACGCCGUACAGCUUCUACGCGAAGCUGAUCGAUUUCUGGGAGUACCUCGGCCUGGCCUACGAUCUCAGAAUAGCGAAACCCUCGCUCGUUAGCCGCCACCAGAAGAGAUACGGGGACGAGUCGCAAAGGUGGAAGGUGCUCGACCAAAGGGCGAAGUCACAGUGAAACGGAACCAACGGGACCACGAUCCGAGCAGAACCGCGAGACAUCGUCGACAAUGACGAUCAACGGAUAAAGCGUCCCUUUAUUUGUCAAUCUUUUGUAACAGCUGCGAAACAUCGGGCUCGGGGGUGCAAUUUAAAGUAUUCGGUGAAACGUAACCCUUUAGACUGAUCUGUGAUAGGGCGCGGAUCUGUUGUCCGGUCUCACUUUAUAGCGGGAUCAGUUUUUACUAGACAAUGACUCUGAUACUUCGUUUGAAUUCUGCUGUUGUUUGGAACGGUAAAAAUGAAGGAAUAAUAUAACUCCGUGUUUUCGACUUCGUCGUUUGAACCUGUAACGAAAAUUUGACAGAUGCGUCGCGAUAGACGGGUCUCGGUAACUUGUGAGUAUUGCAAUGAAUGCGUUUCGAUACAAAAUCUGGAAAAAUGCAUUUCUCAAAUUUUCGUUGUAGACUUUGGACGCUUGCCGUUACAAUUACGAGGGCAUUAUAUACCGAAUAUUUUAUUGUUUGUGUGUAUAAAGUUAUCUGUAAAUCCUCA